UUUAUGCAAGUAUUAUUUUGUAAAACAUUAUCAACUUUUUAGUUUUUAAUACGGAGUAAUAAACUAAAUUAAAUAAAUAAAACUAAACUAAUUCCUCCAAGAGUGAAUCAAACACUAGAAAUAGGAUAUAGAACCCAUUCCAAUAUUGAACCAAACAAAUCCAUAUUUGUAGGAUUUCCAAUCUAUGGUAUGUGAAUCCUUUCCAAUUCAUUCCAAUUUGUUAAACCAAACGACCCCUUAGUUCCUUCCGGUGUAUCGUUGAAGCCGGAUUUUGGAGGCCAUCUUUCACACUAUCACUUCCUAAAUCUUACAAGAUGAACUCCACCCCCCUCUAUUCAAAUUCAAAUUCAAAUUCAAAUUAAAUUAAAAUUAAAUUCAAUCCAAUUUAAAAUUGCAAUUUCCACCAAAAAUCGUCUUUUUUCAGUUUAACAAAGUAUUGAAGCAGAUUAGGGGUGUUUGGAGAACUGGAAUUUAAAGCUAAUUCCUUUACUAAUUAAAUAAAAUUUAUUUGCAAUUCAUUGAACCUGUCAAAAUAUUCAUUAUCUGCUUUGUCAUUGUUUGUUCUUCUGAUAUUAUGAAUUAAUUGGGUGGUAACCAAACGAUGCAAUCUUCGUCACAUGAUUUUUGUUGGGUAUCGAUGAUUUUGGUAAACUGAUGUUAUUUGUUAUAAACCCAUUUUCUUGUGUAGUUAACUUUAUAAGUUUGUUGUUAAAAUGUUAGUAAUUAAGAUGCCUUAGUAAUUAAGAUGUUAUGUUAUUUGAAUUGGGGGUGAAGUUAUAUGUUCAAAUCUGCUUAACAGUGUAGCUAAUUCUUAAAAGCUUUGAAUGUUGUUUUGCUUCAUUUAAAUAGUAUGUCCUGAGUUUUUCAAACUUGUUGUAUACUUGUAUUGAUUUUGUUAAAGACCCCCUGUGAAACUAUUGAGGAUACGAUAUAACAUAACUCUAUCACAUAAGAUAUUAUAUCCUCUAGGGAUAACUACGUAAGCUUCAACAGAAAUGCACAUUUAAUGUAGUCCCAAAUUGAAGAGGAAAGAUACUAGCUUAUAAGCUUGAGGGCUUGAUCCGGCGAUAUGCAAUUGGUUUUGGGUUUGGAACAUCACAUAGGCUUAUAGGUUGUUCGUUUCUUUUCCUUGAACCUUGAUAGGUGCGGCCUAGGCCCAUUUAACAAAGUUGAAAAUGCAGUCUUGUUUCUUUUUAGCAUCCAUCAACUAUAAAGUGUCCGAGCUUAUUUUUAAAAAGCGCGCCUUUUUGCGCUUAAAGCCCUAGAAGCUCGGAAGCUCACAGAACGCUUCUGCCAGCCGAAGCCUAGCGACAUACAGGAGGCGUGCGCUUCCUAACGCUUCGGUGCUUCUGAGUUUCCUAGCGUUUUUGCGCUUUCUGUAGUCUGGGCACAUCAGACCCUUGUUUUUUUAUAAAAAAUAAAGCCACUUGAUUAUAAUCUUCUAUUUUAAAGUAUCACGUGAUUUCAUUUUUUGAAAAACGAAUAUUUGGGGGGUUACGUUUUUAAAACCCUAGAACAAUUUUCUCCCAUAGCCGGAUUCCUCUAGCCUUCUCACCGGAUUUCUCCCGUCGGAUUUUGAAUUUUUCUUUCAUCGUUUUGAUUUCUCUUUUAUUUUUUCAUUUUUUCUUUCCAUAUUUUCUGAACUUAAGAAAAUAUAUUAUUUCUUUCAGGGUGCGCUUCGCCUACGAAAAGCGUGCACUUUUAAAACUAAGGUCAUAGUGAGAAAGAGAUAUGGUGUAAGAUGAGAAGGACCAACAUAUCCCAAGUUAGAUCUUUUUGCUUCUCAUAUUUGCAUGUGCCGAAAUUCCAAUUUUCCAGCUCAAUUACUGCACCAGCAGCUGCCUGCUCUUCAGAUUCAACUUCUAUUUCACUGUCAACCACUCUUCAACAGUACAUUAAUUCAGAUUCACCGUCACAUGGCUUAAAGAUUCAUAGCCAUAUUCUGAAAGCAGGUUGUCAAAUUAAUAAGAACAUUACCAUCAAACUCCUCAUACUUCAUUUGAAAUCCGGCUUUAUGAAAUAUGCAAGAAAGUUGCUUGAGGAGAUGCCUGACCCAUCUUUAUCUGCUUAUAAUUAUAUGCUUAAUGCUUAUGUAAAGCAUGGAAAAGUUAUGGAAACAUUUGACUUGGUUCGACAGAUGUGCAAUUCUGAUGAAAAGCCUGACAGCUUUACGCAUUCAUUGGUAUUGAAAGCUUGGGCUUCAAUACCUGCUCCCUUAUUUUUGACCUGUGACAUAGGAAGACAGGUGCAUGCUCAGAUUCUAAAAUAUGACAGUGUUGUGGAUGUUGUUCUUUUUGCUACCUUAAUAGAUAUGUAUGUUAAAUCUGAAAGGCUUGGUUAUGCUAGGUGUGUGUUUGAUUCGAUGUUGGUAAAGAAUGCCAUAUGUUCUACUUCACUGAUAUCCGGUUACUUAAAAUGUGGUAACAUGGAGGAUGCUGAGUUACUUUUCCAGGAGAUAGUUGACAAAGAUGUUGUGGUAUUUAAUGCUAUGAUUGAAGGUUAUAGCAAAUCAGUAGAUACAGCGGAGAAAUCGCUUGGAAUUUUUAUUGAGAUGCAAAGACAGAGUUAUUUACCUACAAUUUCCACUUUUGCCAGUCUUAUUGGAGCAUGUUCUCUGUUGACAUUCGUUGAAACUGGUCAACAAGUACAGAGUCAUCUAAUGAAAACUAGGUAUUUUACUGAUGUGAAGAUUGGGAGUGCUCUAAUAGAUAUGUAUUCAAAAUGUGGGAGAACUGAUGAUGCGCGUCAAAUAUUUAAUUACAUGCCUGAAAAGAAUAUAUUCUCUUGGACUUCCAUGAUUGAUGGGUAUGGAAAGAAUGGGAAACCCUAUGAAGUUAUUGAAAUGUUUGGUAAAUUGAGACAGGAGACUCAAAUAAAACCCAAUUAUAUUACAUUCUUGUGUGUUAUCUCGGCGUGCACAUAUGCUGGAUUUGUAGACAAAGGGUGGGAGAUCUUUGAAAGCAUGGAAAGGAACUAUUCAUUGAAGCCUCGCAUGGAACACUAUGCUUGCAUGGUGGAUCUUUUAGGGCGCUCUGGAAAUGUAGAGCAAGCAUGGGAAUUUGUAAUGAGAAUGCCAGGAAAACCUAAUUCUGAUGUCUGGGCUGCUUUGCUUAGUUCAUGUAAAUUGCAUGGUGAACUUGAAAAGGCAAGUAUAGCUGCAGAUGAACUUUUUAAAAUGUGUGCUGAUGGGAGGCCGGGUUCGUACAUUGCCCUAUCAGACUCUCUGGCUACUGCUGGAAAGUGGGACUCUGCAAAUAAAGUCAGGGAACUGAUGAAGCGAAGAGGGAUAUCAAAAGAUACGGGCUUGAGUUGGACAGGAACCAAGGAUGGGCUGAAACGGUUUGAUGCUGGUCUAAGAUAAAGGUGAAUACUUGAAAUGGAUUUUGACAUCACAUCAUACUAAGAGAAAGUAUGUAAUGGCUCAAGAAUCAGCCCAGAAUGAAUGCAUCAGAAAUUCAGAAUAUUUAAGUUGGCAAGAAAAGAUGACAGCCGCAUGAUUUUUCUGAUAAUCACCUUUGGUGAUUUGUCUGCAGAAGAAUGGCUUUUGGAAAUGGCAAAUAUAAUGUCAUUAAAAAUUUGCAACAAGGAGAAAAGGGCAGAAGAUUUUUUUGAGGCCGGUUUACACUUUUUAACGGACCUUGAGGUGCAGUCUGUUCAGGCAAACACUUGCUAGCUCUUUUUUUUGCUCUUUUUGCGAAGAGACCACAACAGUGAGGUCUGUUUGUUUGUGACAACUAAGCUUAUAGUUGCAGGGGUUGCCACAUAAUCUAGAAACAAGCAUCACAUGUUGAAGUAUGCCUAUGGAAAAUAUUUAGGACUGGUUGAUUAUCUCCAUCGCACUGGACUAGCGAAGAAAUGUGCAGGAUUGCGGAUGGGUGCAAAAGGUUUGUAAGUUGAUAAUCGUCUAAGAGAACUACUGACCUAAAUUUGAAAGGGCUUGUGUCUUUCUUUUAAGCUCACAUGUUAAUAUUAUAAUUGUGUAACCUAAAACACCUGGUUUAUGCUUUAUAUUUUCAGUAUGAUUUUUAUUCAUGUCCUUAUAGUGACAUUUCCUGUGUCCUAUCUCAGUGAGGGCAUUUCCUGGGUUUGUAUUGGGAGAUCUUUAAAUGUAUGGAGAGGGUCUAUUCAUUAAUGCCUCGGAUGGAACACUAUGUUUGCGUAAUUGAUCUUUUGAGGGUUCUCUCUGGCUGCUGCUGAGAAGUGGGACUCUGUAAACCAAGUUAGGGACAGGAACCCAUGAUGGUCUGAAACGGGUUCGGGCUGGUGUAAGCUGAAUAGAGGUGGAAAAUUAAAGGAAAAUCUCGCUGGGGUGUUCAGGUCAACUGGUUUAGGUCACAAUAGGGAAGAUGAAUAGCUUCUGUUUUCAGGUCAGUUCAGAAACACUGUUAUAUGCCUGUAUGGCUGAUGCCUGACUGUGGGGUUUGCUCAAUUUGUGCAAAGAGUCCCAUCAAAUAGCAGCAAGGGAUUUUCAUUUGCUACAACAAACCAUUUGUCUGUAGGAACUAUCACAGCACCACAUACUCCACAAAUAAGUUUUUGGUUUUUUUUUUAAAUGUGCGGCGGUGGGAAGAAUAUCUUGCUUCGGUAAAUCGGUAUUGUCUGGUAUGAGUAGAAGACAAUCUAACUAUCUACGCAUCAAUUAAUAAAGUUUGUGGAGAAUUGUAGAAGACAAUCAAGUUUUUUCUCCGGGAUAAUCUCUCAUUUCUCACAAGGCAGUUCAAUCAAGUCUAUGGUGUCUGGACUCUUCAUUUUAGAUUAAGUACUUGUGUUGGAUUUUUGACAUUGCGACAUUGGGAAGGACAGUAAAACAUGGAAAAACUUUUCAAAUUACAGAGUUCAAUACUUGGACACAUCGAUUUUUGAUCUUCAAACAACAUUCAUACAAGCAAUACUGAUGCUUGCACAGCAGAGCAAGACAAGCGUGCUCACGCCUAACACCACAUGAAACAACAUAAUUCAAAUUAUUAGCAAUCCACAAAGCAUAUAUAUAAUAUAUGUAUGUUGAAUACAUAUUUUCUUUAUUACUCGGGAGAUCAUCGAGUUUAAGUUGCAUUAAUCUGCCAUUCCAACUGGUGCCUUUGAAAUUCGAUCAACCGUGUGAGAUCUCGUUAGCAAGGGCCAUGCCAUUAGGCAUGGUAGCUGAAUAAAAUUUGAGAUUAUCCAAGUUUUGGGGAACCUUACCGCCAGUCCCUAGUAUAGCUGCAAGAAUAGCACCAGUUGCUGCAGCAAAUAGAAUACCAACCAAAGCACCAACCACAAACCCAGCCGAUGAAACCAAAAGAAUUCCCAAUUGUGUAUUUGCUACCACGCUUCCCACUGCCGAACUAACUGCCACAUUUACAGCAUAAGAGACUGCUCCUGACAGCAAUGAUACGCCAGUGGUAAGCACGGUCUCAAGCUUGUGUUCAGAUGUGAAUAUAUCCCAAGCCAUCAUGCCCGCAGUGACAGCCAUUGUUGCUAUUCCACCUGCUGAUGUUGCCCGAGUCUUGCUCCUCCUGUAAAUGGCUGGCAUCUUUGCACGCCCUGAUUCCUCGAUGAUGCUAUUGUACACCUGUUUGAAGGAAUCAAGUUCAUCUAUCUAUGUCAUUACUUAUUACUGAACUGAAUAUUUUUACCAGGCCAGCCAUGAGUGGUCAUUAGUCAACGCAUGCAUAUCUCACGUUCAUUUAUCAUAAUUUCAUAUUUUUUUACUUGUA
Messenger RNA from Spinacia oleracea (spinach), 5696 nucleotides. RefSeq names its product pentatricopeptide repeat-containing protein At1g28690, mitochondrial. Bases 1742 to 3361 code for a protein of 539 amino acids. Gene Ontology annotation, molecular function: protein binding; RNA binding. Lineage: Eukaryota; Viridiplantae; Streptophyta; Magnoliopsida; Caryophyllales; Amaranthaceae. The record is from RefSeq and is a predicted model, not a curated record. Gene Ontology annotation, biological process: RNA modification. The transcript is spliced from 3 exons.